AUGAACAUGUCUGCAGCCUCUUCUGAUGCUAGGGCUGUUGCCGCGUUGUUUAGUUUAGAUUCUAGAGCUGUUGCCGCGAUACCCAGAUCAGACGACGAUGCCAGCGUUAAUGGAAGAGAUGCGAAGACUCCGAAAGCUACUGCCCUGGCGAUUACGGAAGUAUGGAACGGUGCCAGUGUGACUUCGUCGCCUAGAAGAUGUUAUGCGACUGCGACGCCCCAACAAUGGGCACAUUUCCUCAUCUGCUAUUGGGAUUGUGAAAAAGUAGAGGAGUUGGACCAGCGAGAUCUUCGCGACUUCAACGCAACAGUGGCCCUUCUGAAGCAGGCAUUUGAGGGCUCGCAACAUCGCUACACGGCGAGGGAAGCGUCCGUUUGCCAGCAGCAGCCUGGGAAGUUGUCAGCGACGUUUGCUGAUCGCCUGCUGAAUUUGGCUUGGCUACUACAGACGAAGACCUAG
This is a messenger RNA of Necator americanus (New World hookworm), 459 nucleotides long. RefSeq lists its product as uncharacterized. The transcript is spliced from 3 exons. NCBI's taxonomy places the organism in Eukaryota, Metazoa, Nematoda, Chromadorea, Rhabditida, Ancylostomatidae. The record is from RefSeq and is a predicted model, not a curated record. Bases 1 to 459 code for a protein of 152 amino acids.